GUGGCUUUUGUGGAGCGAUGGGUAACGAUGCUUCGUGAGUGACUGUUGUUGAUGUGUGCAGAGGGUCCCUGGUUCGUGCCCGGGUAUGGGCGAGGGGACGGUCUAAAGUUAUACUGUUACAUUUAUACUUGUGUACUAUUGUUUGUACAGAUGAAUGUGGUACCUUCAGGCAUUUGGAAAUUGCACCCAAGGAUGAACGACUUGUGGAGAUCUACAAUUUAUUUUCCUAGGUCUUGGCUGAUUUCUUUUGAUUUUCCCAUGAUGUCAAGCAAAGAGGCACUGAGUUUGAAGGAAGCACUGUCCGUGGUGAGCGAGGACCAGUCCAUUUUCGAGUCGCCCUUCCCUGCCGCCACGACCAUGCACAUGAAGGGCGAGAUGACGUCACCGGGAAGCUUCAGCCAGGCCUCCGAAGAGAGCCAAGAACCCACCGAGCCGGAGUGGGCCGGCCCAGGAGCACAGAACCCUGGGAAGAGAGGAGAGCACAUCAACGGAACCAGUCGUGAGUCCCCUGUGGACUGCAGUGUGACCAAACGCUCCCGACACAUGAGCAGCAACGAUGGGGGUCAGCUGGCCUACCAGGCCUCAUACCCUGAGCCCCGCGCCAGCCCCCAGACCGCCACCCCGCCCAACAGCGCCACAGAGGAGAAGAGAGUCAUAGUGCCCGCAGACCCUGAGGUGUGGACCCAGGACCAUGUGCGUCAGUGGCUGGACUGGGCCAUCAAGGAGUACAGCCUGGAGGAGGUGGACAUCAUGCACUUCCACACACUGGAGGGCAAGGCACUCUGCAAGAUGACCAAGGAGGAUAUGAUGCGCCUCACAUCCGCCUACAACACAGACAUCCUGCUCGGCCACCUCAAUUACCUCCGGCAGAGCAGCCCUACUUUCUCCUACCCCAUAACUCCAACCAACAACACACAGCAACAACCCAGACUACAGGUUAAAUCAGAGAACAGUUAUGAGGAGAUAGGCAGAAGGAACAGCUGGCCAUCGAACCCCAUGCCACCUCCAGUACCCAAAGGUUCUCCCAUGGAGCACCAACACAGCACCAGAGUCACAGAGCCUCCACCGAGAAGUGUGCAAGACCCAUACCAAGCAUUAGGUCCCAUCAGCAGUCGUCUAGCCAACCCAGAAGGGCAGGCCCUCCACUCCAAGAACCGAACAAGCAAACACAGUUCAUACAGGCUGCCUGACCCCAGCGCUCACAGGCCUGUGGGAUUAAUUGACACAAACAAAAAUGACAAUGAUUCACAGUGAAAAUUCUUCCGGUGUUCUGUGCAGUGCAAAUCGCAUAAAGAAUGAAAUGGAAAUCAAUACAUAAUAGUAGAUAAGUAUAUUCAAGCAAAAAACAUCUUAAAAAUCUAUACAAAUACAGAAAAAUGUAAAUGUGUAUAUGGAUAAAACUACACUAAUCUACAAACAAUCCUACUCUUAAGAGAAGCAUUUCACAAACAGAUCUUGCUCACUUUAACAGAACCCAGCCCUUUGAUGCAUCCAUUCCCCUCACCCCCCGUCCUGUUUCUCUUCCUAGGCUCUGGACAGAUCCAGCUUUGGCAGUUCCUGCUGGAGCUGCUGUCGGACAGCAACAACUCCAGCAUCAUCACCUGGGAGGGCACCAAUGGCGAGUUCAAGAUGACCGACCCGGACGAGGUGGCCAAGCGUUGGGGCGAGCGCAAGAGCAAGCCCAACAUGAACUACGACAAGCUGAGCCGCGCCCUGCGCUACUAUUACGACAAGAACAUCAUGACCAAGGUGCACGGCAAGCGCUACGCCUACAAGUUUGACUUCCAGGGCAUCUCACAGGCCCACCAGGGCCACGGCGGAGAGGGGGGCAUUGUUAAGUAUCAGACUGAGGUAUCUUAUGCCCAGCCCUACCACAGCCACCAGCCAAAAAUGAACUUCAUGAACACACAUGCUGCCCCUAUGCCCGUGUCCCCUGGGAACUUUUUCGGGCCGCCUACAACUUACUGGAACUCAACAACCAGCCCAAUGUAUCCGGGGUCUCCCAUGCCAAGGCACCCGGGGACUCACUCCCACCUGAGCUCAUACUAUUGAGGCCUGGGUGUCUUGCACUAGACUGGAUGGGCUGGCAGAGCUUUCUGAAACAGACAUAUCCAAGAUACCAUCCACAAUGUAUCUAGUCUUUAAUGUCUAAAUUACAUUGUAACGCUAUUCGAUGUUCAUUUCCUGUGAUUCAGUUUUUUGAAAAACCAAGUUUUUCAAUUAUGUAAGUAUUUUGUUUAAUAUGUAAUUGAGGUCAUUGAAGGAUUUAAAGGGAGAGUCACAGUGUGGGAAGUGGUAAAACUGUUGAGGUCUUUAUCUCAAUUACUAUAUUCAUUAAAUCUAACAUUUGUAAAAGUAUAAUUGUACAGAAUGUUUCAUACAAUUGUAGCAAUAAAACAUUUACCCCUGUAGUAAUGCUAAUAAAAGGAACUUGUAUAUUUGA
Messenger RNA from Oncorhynchus kisutch (coho salmon), 2443 nucleotides. RefSeq names its product retroviral integration site protein Fli-1 homolog. Gene Ontology annotation, biological process: cell differentiation; regulation of transcription by RNA polymerase II. Lineage: Eukaryota; Metazoa; Chordata; Actinopteri; Salmoniformes; Salmonidae. Gene Ontology annotation, cellular component: nucleus. Gene Ontology annotation, molecular function: DNA-binding transcription factor activity, RNA polymerase II-specific; sequence-specific DNA binding. The transcript is spliced from 10 exons. The record is from RefSeq and is a predicted model, not a curated record. Bases 52 to 1254 code for a protein of 400 amino acids.